AAACCAGAUUCAAGAUGGCGGGCUUCAUCAAGUUUGUUGUGAAAUGUGGGAUCGCAGGAGGAAUCGUCUACGGCGUUGCUUCUCAGGACUUGUUCAGUUCUCAGGAUAGAGCCAUUUCUUCUUUUAAACAGCUUAAAAGUACGACGCAAUCUAAUCUUCCUAUCGAUGCCCCCGAGCAGUUGCCAUCAAAGUCAGACGUAAGACAAAAAUGGAAUGCUGGAGUACAGUAUGUGUUUUCCUCACUUGACAAGGCGCCAGACACAAUUAAGGAUYUAAGCAGCAAAGGAAUUAAAAAAACCAAAGACUUUGUUAAAGAGCAAAUGAAAUAGUCUUUGAUAUUGAUAAUAAGGAAAGUGACAACUAUUGUAAAAUACACAUAUUGACAUUUGUAUGUACUUCUAAGAACUGUGUUUAUAUUAAGAUUAUGUGAAAGAAAUCUGCAGCUUUUGUCUUUCUGCUACAGUACAUGCAAAACCCUUGAAUCAAGGGAGACCUAAUAAAAUCUAUUCAGUCACAUCUCA
Actinia tenebrosa (Australian red waratah sea anemone) is the source of this 521-nucleotide messenger RNA. RefSeq names its product MICOS complex subunit MIC13-like. NCBI's taxonomy places the organism in Eukaryota, Metazoa, Cnidaria, Anthozoa, Actiniaria, Actiniidae. Gene Ontology annotation, biological process: cristae formation. The record is from RefSeq and is a predicted model, not a curated record. Gene Ontology annotation, cellular component: mitochondrial crista junction; MICOS complex.